Molecule: messenger RNA, 840 nt
Organism: Mytilinidion resinicola
Lineage: Eukaryota; Fungi; Ascomycota; Dothideomycetes; Mytilinidiales; Mytilinidiaceae
Exons: 1
Coding region: 1-840 (279 amino acids)
Source: RefSeq, a predicted model, not a curated record
AUGAUGGAACCGAAGAAGCCCACAGAGCUUAUGGACCUACCGAGCGAGCUGCUCCACGACAUAGUAAAACUCGCAGUUGGAACUGGGGCAGACAUCAAGAUGUACCGCUCAUCGAUUGGGGAAACCUUAACGGAGAUGGUGGCAGAGCACUCGUAUGGCGGAACGCACUUCAGCACCCACAUAGCCCUUCGGCUUGUCAAUCGAUGCCUCAGCGAGAUGGCAGGGGAGACCUUCUACCGGCACAAUACCUUCGAAGCGGAAGAUUUUGACGUUCUCAACAAGGCUUUCGAAGACGGUUUGUGCAAGUUCAAUAACCACAUCCGCUCCAUCGCAAUUGCCAACCUCAUCGGCGACAUAGAGCAGGCGCAGAGAUAUCUAGUGCAAGUCAAAAAUCUGCGAAGAUUGACUUUCGGAGGUGUCCGAUACGUCUACAUACCAGGUGAUGUAGCAGGAUGGUUCGAAACGGGACUUCGAAAGUGGUUUCAAUGGGUUCUUGAUAAAACCGGGGAACCCCUUCAAAUGCCCCUCCGGAGACAUCGCGGCAAGCGGGGAAUCAAGAUUGUGUUUGAUGGGAACAAGGAGGGCGUGUGGGAUAGGUAUGAGGAGAGCGUUCGACGAGCCAACCUGAUGGGCAAGACAUAUAUCGUACCGUUAUCUCCGGAACAGGUUAAAGCUAAGGUGAAGCAGCUCGACGGCGAAUUCAAUGAGAUCAUGGUGGCGAAGGAAAAUGAGUAUCUGGAGCGGAAAUUGGCUGAAGCCAAGGAAGAUCUCGAAGAAGCCCAGUCCGAGGUGGACAAUUUGGUGAAGUACAUGGGAGAGCCCGAGUCCAAGCGAGACUAG